Messenger RNA from Mycena indigotica, 1116 nucleotides. RefSeq names its product CRIB domain-containing protein. The transcript has 4 exons. The record is from RefSeq and is a predicted model, not a curated record. Bases 1 to 1116 code for a protein of 371 amino acids. NCBI's taxonomy places the organism in Eukaryota, Fungi, Basidiomycota, Agaricomycetes, Agaricales, Mycenaceae.
AUGCGAUUACUGCAUGCACCUCACCAUGAGGAAACCACGAGUCUGACCGGCUUUACCCGUUUGGAGUCGAGAAGCAGCGAGAAACACACCUUGCGGCGUUCGUUCAUAUACACAACUCUGCCGGUUCUUCCAUCCUUGAGCCAGCUCCGUCCCUUCAUUCUUUUUUCAUCUCGUUUACUGGCAGAUGCUAUGCCGGGACUCACUCACCAAGCACACCCACUCACUGUCCCAGAGCUUGCAAUCGGAACGUACCUGGUCCACGCUCAUGUCGUUGCGCGCCUCUACCAUGCCCCAUUUGCCAAAGAGGACUGGGUUUCCACCGGACUGACUGGGUUGCUGCUUCUAGGGCGGGACCACAAACUGCGUGGCGCUGGAGAGAGCGAGUGGUGGUUCCGGCUGGUGGAUGAAGAGGGAAGCAAGCGCAAGACGGUGUGGAUAUUUAAGAUUCCGAGCUUUGGGACAACGUUUGAGUAUCGCGUGGACAAGCCCUUCUUCCAUAUAUUCGGCGGCGCUAGCAGAAGAUAUGGGUUUUUGUUUACUGGACAGGACGAUAACGCUGCGGGCGAGUUCGCCAUUGCGGUGAAGGAGAGCGUCUGCCUCCCGAAAGUGACGAGGCUACCACGUUCCUCUACCGACAGCAAAGCCAGCGCCUUGACGGCAUUUAAGCUCACAGGCGCUAUGGACUUCCACUUGCCGCGUAGCAUCCGUAGUCGCCUGGCUAAUUUUUCGCGGACGAGUAGCGUCAGAAGCGGUGCAUUGCCUCAGCAUAAGCUGAACACGAAGAUUUCAAGCCCACAGCAGGACUCGUUCGUACAUGUGGCACACGUCGGAAUGGGGCCGGCAGACGACUCUGACAACAGCGCGGAGUCGGAGCUGGAGGACGGUGGUCGCGGGAGUGCGUGGAUGAUUGUUGGCCGCGGCUCGGCCGAGUCGGCCCGGUUGCCGCAGGCGCUGUUGGUCGAGCAGCAUCAGAUGGCGGAGAAAUAUUUGAGACCAGAGCUCGUCGCGAGCCAAUCCUGGCCGGCAGGGAAAGUGAGUGAGGGACAACCGAAGACGCAUCGUAUCCGGCGAAAACCCUCGCCUAGGCUAUCGUUCUCUGAGUCUCCGGCAACUUAG